Maylandia zebra (zebra mbuna) is the source of this 3888-nucleotide messenger RNA. It is a transcript of the gene zbtb22b, whose product is annotated as zinc finger and BTB domain containing 22b. Gene Ontology annotation, biological process: regulation of transcription by RNA polymerase II. Gene Ontology annotation, molecular function: RNA polymerase II cis-regulatory region sequence-specific DNA binding; protein binding; DNA-binding transcription factor activity, RNA polymerase II-specific. The record is from RefSeq and is a predicted model, not a curated record. NCBI's taxonomy places the organism in Eukaryota, Metazoa, Chordata, Actinopteri, Cichliformes, Cichlidae.
UGUGGCUGUCUGCUGCUGCGGAGAUCAGCUGCGAGGAGCUUUUUCUCAAAAAUGCUCCCCAAACUUCAGGGCCUGGAUGAACCGGCAGGACCCGCCGCCCUCCGCUCGGUCAGAGGCCGGACUGUAACGGGCUCAGGUGUCAACUGAAAACGAUGCAGUCUGUGCCCAUGGAGGUGGGAAGCAGCAGCGGCAGCGGCUCAGUGGUUCAGGUUUGCUUCCCCGGCGCUCAGACCUCGGUGCUGGACAGCCUGAACCGGCAGAGAGAGGACGGCAGCCUCUGCGACCUCUCCAUCCAUGUCCAGGGACAAGUGUUCAAGGCCCACCGCUGCGUCCUGGCUGCGUCCUCGCCUUACUUCCACGACCAGGUACUACUGAAGAACAUGUCCACGGUCUCCAUCCCGGCAGUGAUGGACCCGCUGGCGUUUGAGAGCGUGCUGAGCUGCGCCUACACGGGUCAGCUCCAGAUGCUCCGCGAUGACAUCGUCAACUACCUCACAGUGGGCAGCGUCCUGCAGAUGUGGCACAUUGUGGACAAAUGCACGGAGCUACUGAAGGAGGGCCGAGCCGCGGCGGCAGGAGGGAGCGGCGGAGGUGGAGGAGGUGGGGCUGUGCAGGAUGGAAUAAGUGGAGCUGGAGGAUCAGCCAACUCUGGCUGUAGCAGCAGCAAUGGUGACGGUGGAGCAGGUGGUGGUAAUGGAGCUGCUGGUGCUGGAAGUGUUGGUCAAGUCCAGGUUGUUGAGUCUAACGAGCCCCCGCGAGCCUCCCAGCCUCCCAGCCGCCCGUCGGUGAGCGAGAGCCAAUCACCCAGCAGCACCAACUACUUCAGCCCCAGGGAUGGGAGCAGCUUUGGGGGAGGUGGCGCGGCUGCAACGGGAGCUUCUGGAGAUGGAGGCGGGGCUAACAACACCCCCAGCUACUGCACUCCAUCAGGAGGCGAAGAAGCCUUCCUUAUUGAGGAGGAAGAGGAAGCCGAGGAGGAAGAGGAGGAGGUGCUGUACCAUCAAAGGAAACGAGGAAGCACAGGAGGAGGAGGCAGCGGGAGGAGGAAGAAGAUGAGCUCAGUGUCAGAGCAGGAGGUCGGGGUCAGCGACAGCUUUGGGGUUUCAUCCUAUCAGGACGGAGAGGACUCUGCGUUGCCGCUGCAGAAGCGUCCCACCUACAGCCAGCCCAGCAUCAUGCCUCGCAAGCAGUGGGUGGUGGUGAAAACCGAACGGAGAGAGGAUGACGACCUGAUCGUGGUCUCCGGGGAGGAAGGAGGAGAAGACGAGGAGGAUGAGGAUGAGAGGGAGAUGGAGCUGGCACGAGAGCGGGAAAGGAGCAACUUCAACAUCUCAAACGUCAGGAGCCUUUCAGGCGAGCUCGGGGGCAGAGCGGAGAACGAUAUGGAGUCACAGGUCGACUACUGCCAGUCUUCAGAGGACUACCUCAAGUUUGAAGGAAGUCUCAUGGACCAAACUUUAGUGCAACACCUUCACGACGGCGCUGCAGGUCAGAACCAGAACGCUAACCGGGCGGUUUCGGCGCUGCUGGGUCAGGUUCAGUCUGCAGCCUCGGCCCGGGCUCAGCUCUUCCCACUGGACAUGCAGGGAAACCAGAUCCUGCUGUACAGCCAGGCCUCCGGACUCCCGCUGGAUGCUAGCGCGCCGCCUCUGGGGAUGGCAGGCGGUAUGAUCGGAGGGUCGUCCUUCAAAGGUCCCAGUAUGGAGCACGGUGCGGUCCACCUGUCAGUGCAGGGUGGUUUGGGGGUGGAUGGCGCAGAGAGCGGAGGAAUCGGAGGCGGAGGCGGCAACAGUGGCGGCGGCUCUGGGGGUUCAGGGAAAGUGUUCAUGUGUCACUGCGGGAAGACGUUCACCCACAAGAGCAUGAGGGACCGCCACAUUAACAUGCACCUGGACCUGCGGCCCUUCCACUGCCCCGUCUGCGCCAAGAAGUUCAAGAUGAAGCAUCACCUCACCGAGCACAUGAAGACGCACACGGGCCUGAAGCCGUACGACUGCCUCGGCUGCGGCAAGAAGUUCAUGUGGCGCGACAGCUUCAUGAGGCACCGCUCGCACUGCGAGAGGCGCAGCGGGCUGGGAGAGAGCGGCGAAGGUGGAAGCGGCAGCGACGGAGGGAGGAGAGGUGGAGGUGAGGAUGGUCCAGAUCUGAUUUCCUCCCCCCACCUCCUCCUGUCUGCAGGUGAGGGUGGGCAGGGAGGCGUCCUGGGAGGUGGCGCGAGGGGAGGAACGUCAGUGUUGUCCCCGCAGCACGGCGGCCUCUCAGCCGCAGGAAGUGGCGGCGGUAACAGCAGCAUGAGUAACAGCAGCAGUGCCGCUCUGAGCAACAACAUGGCCGCUGCUGCAGGGGCGCUCCUCGGGGCGAUCUCCCAGAGCCAGGGUCAGGGAUCUGUGAUGUUUGGCGGUCUGGGGUUGGGUCGGGGUGCGUGUGAGGAAGACGUGUGCGAGGUCAGUGCCAAUGAAAGUAGCGUGACUUAAACCAAAAUGUGUGUCGAAUCCAACGGGCGCCUCUUUCCAAGCAAACAGCUGCUGGUUCCUGCUGCUGCUCUGAAAAGAAGAAGAAGCUCAGUGAGAAACUCUGAAACUCUUUUAACUGCCGACAGGUUUCAAACAGAGGUCGAGUAAAAAACAGGCGAGGCUCCCGUUGGACGCGCACAACCUGAAGGACCUCCAGGGAAACGAGACUUUGACUUCCACUCAUCUGCUGUGGUGUUUCUGAGACAAACGUGUGAAACUUGUUGUUGUCCGCAGUUCACAAUACUCUGAAUCGUGGCCUGGUAGAAGCGGACCUUCUGUCUCUGAGUAUUUGUUUAAAACGCCUGAGACGAUUAGUUUAUUCUGAGUGAAGAAUAUGCGCGUGCGUCCGGAGGAAACCAAAAACUAAAAGACAGCGCUUCUCUAACCGUUACCUUCUGUGGGGACAUUAUAGUCUCAGUAGAGUAGAAAAAUGGCUGUUCUGAAUUGCUGUGACUUUCUGCAAUAUUGUUUUGUGAUAUAUUUGCUACGAUUGGAGUAAAAAACAUAAAUCUGCAAAAACAAAUUGAACCUGAAAAAAAUAUGUGUUUUUUUAAAGCUCCGGGGUUCAUGAAACUCUCAGCUGACUUAAUCAGACGCUAAACGUUUGUUUGAACCAAGAAAAAUGCAGAUUUGUGUUUUUUCAAACUUUCCUCACAGCAGCAGCAGCAGCCCUGCAGUCUUUCCUGCCUCAGACCCACAAAACAGACCAAACUCAGCACUGCCAUGUUGUUUCAGAUGAUGCUGCUGGCACCAGUUUGAAGCCCAGCCUGAGGAUUCAGCUCCGAGAAAACAAAGAGCCACGUGUAGCAUAUAGACUGUAUGUAGAAGAUGGACACAGCCACCAUGACAUGUUCUAGCUACUCCAACUACUGACUAUGGAACACACCAUACACCAGGAAACCGUAUAUAUAAAUAGGCACAGAUUUCUGCUAGUUAGACUCAUAACAGACUAAUAAUUGAAGAUACGAUAAAUUAUUUAAUUCUCUGAUGCUUCCAUUAAAAAUGCUUCAUAAACACAGUUCACUCAGAUGAUGUGAGGCCUGUAAGCUACAGUCAGUACCGUCAGUUUAGGGAGACACAUCGAACUUUGGGACUGUAAAAUCUAAUGAAGGGAGUUAUAUGGAGUACAACUGAUAUGAAGGGGGAAAUAUUAAUAGAGGGCAAGAUAACUUUGUACCAGGCUUCAAACAGCUGGGAGGAGGCCUCGGGGCAGAACCAGAUGAGCUUGAGGAGGUGACUGAACUCAGCUUAGACCCAGGUAGGCAGCAAAAACUGGGUGGAUGGCCUUGACAUGUUUAUUCCAUCUCUGAAAUAACCUGCAUUUCAUGCCCGGGCUUUUCCGUUUGGUAUAAAUGAUAAUAAACAAUAAACUGUG